AUGUACAAUGGGGCCGCCAGGCAUCAGCAGAAUCACCAUCACACAGAGAGCCUUCUGUCAGUCCACGAUGUAGUUGCACAGAAAAGCUAUGAGCCUGAACUACCUCCAAUGCCCGAAGACUUCAACGAUGACGAGGAUUCCGUCAAGAUCAUAAGGCUAGUUAAAAACAAGGAGCCUCUGGGAGCUACGAUAAAGCAAGAUGAUUUUACAGGAGCCAUCCUUGUGGCCCGAAUCAUGAAAGGAGGGGCGGCAGACAGAAGUGGCCUUAUUCAUGUUGGGGAUGAGCUGAAGGAGGUCAAUGGAAUCCCUGUGGAUGACAAGAAACCAGAGGAAAUUAUUCGUAUUCUGGCUCAGUCACAAGGGGCCAUUACCUUUAAAGUGGUUCCUGGGGUCAAGGAGGAUGUAUUGGUCAAGGAGCCAAAGAUGUUUGUGAAGGCGCUCUUUGACUACGACCCAAAAGACGACAAAGCCAUCCCAUGUCAGGAGGCCGGACUCGCCUUCAAAAAGGGCUCCAUUCUUCAGAUCAUGAGCCAAGAUGAUGCAACCUGGUGGCAAGCCAAGCAUGAAGGGGAUGCUAACCCCCGUGCUGGCUUAAUCCCGUCCAAACAGUUUCAAGAGAGGAGACUUGCGUUGCGAAGUCCUGCUGCAAUUCUCCCGAUUCACAGGUCUUCACUUCGACGGUCCCAUGAUGUGGCUGUAGAUCGUGGUAGGUGUUUUCCUCUUUUUCCUUUUUCCUCUUCGGUCUUCUGUUCAGUUUGUCAUCCAACUUUUUCACUAACAUGCUCAAUUUCAUUUCCUGCUUCAUUUGCUGUUUCUCACAUGUCAAAUAAGGUACUCAAAUUUCAGUGUGUAGACUGUGAUUUGUUUUGUGUAACAGGCCUUAUUCAUGUUGGGGAUGAGCUGAAGGAGGUCAAUGGAAUCCCUGUGGAUGACAAGAAACCAGAGGAAAUUAUUCGUAUUCUGGCUCAGUCACAAGGGGCCAUUACCUUUAAAGUGGUUCCUGGGGUCAAGGAGGAUGUAUUGGUCAAGGAGCCAAAGAUGUUUGUGAAGGCGCUCUUUGACUACGACCCAAAAGACGACAAAGCCAUCCCAUGUCAGGAGGCCGGACUCGCCUUCAAAAAGGGCUCCAUUCUUCAGAUCAUGAGCCAAGAUGAUGCAACCUGGUGGCAAGCCAAGCAUGAAGGGGAUGCUAACCCCCGUGCUGGCUUAAUCCCGUCCAAACAGUUUCAAGAGAGGAGACUUGCGUUGCGAAGUCCUGCUGCAAUUCUCCCGAUUCACAGGUCUUCACUUCGACGGUCCCAUGAUGUGGCUGUAGAUCGUGAGGAUGCUGACUUUAUUAGCGGAUCCCGUCUAGUUGGGUUCAGAAGAAGCUUCCGUCUCAGCAGGAAAGACAAGAAGACCAACAAGUCCAUGUACGAGUGUAAGAAGAGUGCAAUUUACGACACAGCAGACGUUCCCACUUAUGAAGAGGUCACGAAAUACCAGAGGCAGGAUAGAGCUAAACACCGACUGGUGAUCUUAGUCGGACCCACUGGAGUCGGCUUGAAUGAACUGAAGAGAAAACUUUUGAUUUCUGAUCCACAACACUUCAGCGUGACCAUCCCACACACAAGUCGGCCCAAGAAGAACCUGGAGAAUGAUGGUGUGGAAUACCAUUUCAUCUCCAAACAUCUUUUUGAGACGGAUAUUCAGAACAAUAAGUUCAUCGAGUUCGGCGAAUACAAAGGCAAUUACUAUGGGACAAGUUUAGACUCAAUACGGUCGGUCCUUUCCAAGAACAAAGUGUGCCUAUUGGACGUCCAACCUCAUACAUUAAAGCACCUGCGGACGGCGGAGUUUAAACCAUUUGUAGUUUUCGUGAAGCCUCCUACGAUCGAGAGACUGAGGUUGACGAGAAUGAAUGCAAAAGUCAUUUCAGGCAAGGAUGACAAGGGAUCUGCUAAGACAUUUACGGAGGACGACUUUCAGGAGAUGCUGGCAACUGCCCAGACAAUGGAGAAUCAGUACGGGCAUCUAUUUGAGAAGGUUAUAGUAAACGAUAACCUUUCGGAGGCCUUUGGCGAGCUGCGUGCGGCACUAAAGAAAGUGGAGCUGGACACGCAGUGGGUUCCCGUGAGUUGGACUCACUCCUGAGACGGUCACAGACUGUGUGAAGCGUGAGAAACAUGAAGGCUUUGCCAGUCGGUCUGCAUUCUGGUGGGAUUUGUGGCAAGAUAAGAAGUAGUCAGGUCUCGAUUGCACUUUGGGCCCAGGCUCUUUCCAGGAUGUGAGCACCGAUUUAGAUUGUCGUCUUGGAUGCAAGAUGAAGUGGUUCAUUCCAAACCAGAAUGCUGAAUGAGCCCGGACUGCCGUAGUGGCAGCAACCUCGCCAGCACAUCGGCAGCACCGCCAACCAGAAGCCUUUCUUAAAAGAUGAGACUAUUAGAAACCAAAGGAACCGUCACAUUUCUUCUUGGUUUGAAAACUUACAUGUACAUGCCUGUAAAAGUAUGCAAGGAGGGAGCGGGGGGACCGUCUUAUUAUAAUUUUUAUACUUCUGAAAUGACUUCCACUGCGAAACAUUAUUUGGUACAUUCUUAUAAAGGGCUGUACUUGUUGAAUUUUUAUGAAAAAAAAGUAAUAUAUUUUUUAAUACUUUUUAUUUUUCUUUUUUUUUUUUUUAACAUGUCAUACGCAUAUCAUCAAUGAUCUCGAUUAUUCAUUAACUCUUACGCGGACUGUGUACUCACAGUUAUCUUUGCAUCGUUGUCCUCACACAAGCCAUUUUUCAGGGAUUCUAGCCACUCCUGACUGCAUUGAGAGUCUAGUGUGAUUUUCCCCUUUUUUCCGUAUAGCCUCAAUGACACCCCCCCCCAACCCUUUUUUAUG
Messenger RNA from Hippocampus comes (tiger tail seahorse), 2868 nucleotides. RefSeq names its product MAGUK p55 subfamily member 7-like. The record is from RefSeq and is a predicted model, not a curated record. Lineage: Eukaryota; Metazoa; Chordata; Actinopteri; Syngnathiformes; Syngnathidae. Gene Ontology annotation, molecular function: protein binding. The coding region runs from base 1 to 2133 and encodes 710 amino acids. The transcript has 20 exons.